Molecule: messenger RNA, 300 nt
Organism: Prunus armeniaca (apricot)
Lineage: Eukaryota; Viridiplantae; Streptophyta; Magnoliopsida; Rosales; Rosaceae
Source: the annotation of a GenBank genome assembly
AUGGAUAUCGUCUCGACUUCCGAACCCACAAAAUCCACUCCACCAUCCUCCCAAAUUGUUACUAUUCAUAGUGACAACACUCUGUUUCCGACCGGCAUAAUCUUGACUGAGACCAAUUAUGCCUUAUGGUCUCAGGUCAUGGAGAUGCGUAUUGCUGCCCGCGAAAAAUUGGGGUACCUCACCGGUGACGCCCUGCAACCUUCUAAGCUCUCCUCCACCUACUCAAAAUGGUGUACGGAGAACUUUCUAGGUCGCUCUGAUACCAAAUUUGAAGGUAAAAGUCUCACAUUGGAAAGUUAA